This is a messenger RNA of Thalassophryne amazonica, 3051 nucleotides long. RefSeq names its product eukaryotic translation initiation factor 4B-like. Gene Ontology annotation, molecular function: RNA binding. The coding region runs from base 72 to 1976 and encodes 634 amino acids. Lineage: Eukaryota; Metazoa; Chordata; Actinopteri; Batrachoidiformes; Batrachoididae. The transcript is spliced from 15 exons. The record is from RefSeq and is a predicted model, not a curated record.
CGGUGCCAACGUCACUAAUAAUAAACUGCUGACGUUUUCAUCCGGGUACUAGUAGGAACUCACUCUUCAACAUGGCGGCGUCAGCUAAGAAGAAGAACAAGAAGGGGAAAACCCUUACUCUGACUGACUUCCUGGCAGAGGAUAGUGGAGGCAGCACUGUGCCUCCCAGCUACCCUACCAAGACCACAAGCUGGGCUGAUGAAACUGAUGACCUGGAUGGAGAUGUCUCGACUUCAUGGCACACAGAGGAGGAUUCGUAUCGGGCGCCACCCAUUGACCGCUCCAUCCUGCCGACAGCACCACGCUCAGCCCGAGAACCCAACAUCAACCGGUCUCGUCUGCCACGGAGCCCCCCUUACACAGCCUUUUUGGGCAACUUGCCCUAUGAUGUCACAGAGGACUCCAUCAAAGACUUCUUCCGCGGCUUGGCAAUCAGUGCAGUGCGUCUGCCCCGAGAACCCAAUAACCCUGAGAGGCUUAAGGGCUUUGGCUAUGCUGAAUUUGAUGAUGUGGAAUCCCUCCUGAGGGCCCUUAGUCUCAAUGAGGAGAACCUGGGAAAUCGAAGGAUCCGUGUUGAUAUUGCAGACCAGUCUAAUGAUAAAGAGAGAGAUGGUCCUAUGGGUGGCCGGGACAGGGGUGGACGAAUGACAGACAUGGGUCCUGACAAAACCGACAGUGACUGGAGAGCUCGACCCAGUGCAGAUGUCGAUGAUGGCCCUCCGAGGAGAGAUGAAGCUUUUGGAGAGAGAUCACGAGACCGUUAUGAAUCAGAUCGUUACAGAGAUGGGCCACGGCGGGACAAUGAUCGCUAUGAUGGAGGAAGAGACCGUUACCGGGAUCGCUAUGACGACAGGGACCGCAGAGAUCGGUAUGAUGACAGAGAUCGCAGGGAUCGCUACGAUGACAGGGAUCGCAGAGACUACGACAGAGGAAGUUAUGACUCUCGUGGAGGAAGUCGUCGUACCUUCGGCAGUAACUUCCGCCGUGAUUAUGAUGACAGUCGAAGUAGCAGUGAUCGUUAUGGAGACCGUGAUCGUUAUGGUGACCGUGAUGACAGGCGUGAAGAGAGAGCUCCCCAGCAAAGACCCAAAUUGAAUUUGAAGCCUCGUAGUGUGCCCAAGGAAGAGGAAGGUAGCAGUGGUGGCACUUCUCCAGCACCAGCUUCCAGCGCCAGCAGCAGGGCUUCAUCCAUCUUUGGUGGGGCCAAGCCAGUUGACACAGCAGCCAGGGAGAGGGAGGUAGAAGAAAGGCUAAAGAAAGAAGAAGAGAGGUUGCAAAGGCAGCUGGAGGAAGACAAAAGUCGUGGGGCGCCUGAGAGAAGGCGAGACAGGGACCCGAGUUGGCGCAGUGAGGAAACUCCUACUGAGCGAUCUCGCACAGUGAGUGAGUCAUCGCAGUCAGGAAGCACUUCUGGGAGAGGUUCAAGGUGUCGAGAUGGUGAGCGCUCAGGAGAGAAUGACGUUUUCAGUGGAAAAGAAGGUGACCCAUCUUCUCCCGUUUCCUCCUCACGGCCCUCUUUGAAAGAACCCCUGAAGGUGAUGCCUGCACCCCCUCCAAAAGAGAAUGCCUGGGCUAAGAGAAGUGCAGCCAGUAUAGGCUCUAGUGAGAGUGAUGGGCGGCCUCCGGUCUCUCCUGUCUCCCCAAGUGGGUCAGUUCCUCCCAAGCUCAGCUCCAGUUCUUCAGAUGAAAGAGGAUCUGGAAAAGAUGAGAACAAGGCUGACGGUGCCCGUCGGGACAGGGGGCCCCCACGGGCACGAGGGGGGCCUGCAGGGCCUGCAGCAGGGAGGGGCCGAGGAGAUGGGCCCAACAAAGACAGAAGAAAGGAGCCAGAAAGAAAGGAUAACAGAAAAGAGCGAGACUCCAAACCACCACCAGAGCCAAAGAAAUACGAAGAAACUCCAACCCCUAAAUUCAGCUCGGCUAGUAAGUACGCCGCUUUGCUAAUGGACGGAGACCAAGGAGACGACGUUGAGUAGAGAACACAAGACCCUACUUGAGGAAAGGAGCAAGCGAACGCAGAAAGAAAAAAUUCACAUAGCAUAUAUAAAAUGUCUUACCUGGAAGAGGCUUCUAGGACAAUAUCACUCUCUUCCUCCCCUGUCCUUCAAACCUGCCCUGUGCAUGGGUCUAUAAAUAUUCGGACACGUACAAAGUUAGAUAUUUUAUUUGCAUACAGCGGCAUGUUGAAAUUAAAUGAGUUUAGGCUUUGUUAAUGUCCAAAUAUUUCUGGCCUUUAAACUUCCUUCCCUGCCCCACCUUGAGGACUUUCAGGUUGUAAAGAAUAGUUACAUACUGGACUUGUUUUAAAUUUGAAAGAAGCAGUAGCUGACACAUGGAAAAUGGAUAACAUGGAAUUAAUUGUAAUAAAUGGAAAAAGUAAGGAAAGUGAAUUUGUAUAUUUGUGGAUCACAGGUGUGGGACGGUUGGGUCUUAUGACAUAAUGUAGCUUACUAAAUGGAAUCUUUUUUUUUUUAAUCAAUCUUUAACUCAUUGCCUAAUUUAUAGCUAAACUAUAUAACUCAAAUUCAUUUUAAGCCCUUUUUUAUUCAUUAGUAAGUAAAUUGGUAUGAAAUUUUAAAUUGAGCUCAGCAAAAUUGUUGGUGCACAUUGCUCAACAAUCCUGUCUUCCACGACUACCAGUCAUGAAUGUUGAAGCUGGCUACUAAUCGAAGUGCAAGUCAUGUUUGCAUCACGUUACAAAUUGAUUUUAUUUUUUUAACUGGUUCAUGCAGUAUUACGUGACGACUGUGUACUACGUACAAGAUACAGUAUUACACGAGUGGCUUGUAUGUCCAGACUGAGGAAAAGCAGCAACCGCAGGAGUCUCACUCUGAGAAUCAACCAAGUGCCAUUACUAUUACCCCCAAACAUUGUACAGUGCUGUCUUUCUACACCUGAUGAUUUAAUCACAUUAAUGAAAUGCUCAUCGUCUCAUUUGGAGAUGUCCAAGAUUCUGUGCAGCUGUCUAAAUCUUUCACUCUCUCUGAAGUGACAAAUAUGAAUACGUGAACUUGUCUUCCAAUUUGCAAUAAAUUGGGGCCAUUAUCUACA